Messenger RNA from Stegastes partitus (bicolor damselfish), 2587 nucleotides. Its product is annotated as sialoadhesin-like. Bases 43 to 1254 code for a protein of 403 amino acids. NCBI's taxonomy places the organism in Eukaryota, Metazoa, Chordata, Actinopteri, Pomacentridae. The record is from RefSeq and is a predicted model, not a curated record. The transcript is spliced from 6 exons.
GUCACAGCGACCUGCUUCAGUGUGACCUACGCUAAAGGGAGGAUGUGUUCGUAUCAUCACACAAACGUGACUGAGGCUUGUUCCACCACGUAUCCCAAAGAAUUAGAAGUUCAGAGGUCUCCAGGGUCACCGGUUGGACUGAAAUGUGCCACCAGCUGUCCUGAGAUUGAUCUGAAAACAUCCUACAGUUGGUACGAGAACAGAGUCUUGCACAGACGCUCUGACAAGCAACAGUAUUCAGCUUCAAGAUCCUCUGAUAAAAGCGUCUACUGUGCUGUCAAAGGCCUUGAGGAUCUGCUCUCUCCUGAAGUCUGUGCUGUGGAAAAGAAAUGCUGGACGGUGAACUAUGCCAGCAGGAGAAUCUGUGCUCUGGAAGGCUCUUCAGUGAACAUCACGGGUCAAUACUCGCACCCUGGUCACCGGCAAACCCCUUCUACAUCAUGGUAUAAAAUAAAAAGAGGUGGCGAGCAGGAGGAAGCUGAGCAGCUGAACGAGGCUCCAGAACGCGUCGAGCAUCACGACGACGGGAAUCAGCGCAUCUUGAGAAUCAAACACCUGAGAAGGGAGGACUCAGCGGCAUACGUGUUCGCAGCACUGCAGACACGUGACAGAGGACGGAAACUGUUGGAUUUUCCCAGAGUGACGCUGGUAGUCACAGGCCUCAGCGUGUGGGUGCGUCCAGCAGAGGUGACAGAGGGUCAGAGAGUCACCCUGACCUGCAGCACCAGCUGUCCUCUGUCUGGUAACACAACCUACACUUGGAAGUUGAACAGUGAACCUCUGACCCUGCCUCUGAGCCAAAACAAACACCUGGUUCUGGAUCCAGUCAGCAUUCAGCAUGCAGGAAGCUACUCCUGUGCUGUCAGAAUUGGCGAGACAACCAUGGCCUCCAGUGAAAAGAUUGUAACUGUCCAAAGAGUCACAGAAACAUUUGCAGCAGCUGCAGGCGUCGGUGCUGCUUUUCUCAUUAUCACACCUCUCGUUGUCUUCUUUUGGAUAAGAAGGAAGAGGACUUCAGGUCACUCUCUUACAACUGAAGCUACAGACAAUACAGAGCAGCUGAACCAGGGCCCUCUGUAUGGAAACCUCUCAGCUCAGCCAACAGAGCAAGAUGACCUUCACUACAGCAGUGUCCACUUCUCUAAGAGCCAAACCGCUCCUCUCUACGCCACCGUCGAACCGCAUCAGCCCAAAGAAGACCAGCAGGUCACUUAUGCCGCUGUCAGCUUUAGACCCAACGUGACCCCCGAGUGAGAAUCUCCUCCCAUUAUAGCUGGAUUAGCUGGAAGCCGGAGAACCCGGAGAGAACCCACGCUGCAUGGGCAGAACUCCAAAACUCCCAAAAGGUCCCGGGUGUCCUCACCGGGGUGCGAACCGGCGAUCUUCGAGCGGAGAGGCAACGAUGCUAACCAUGUUGGACUCAGUGGAGUUGAUGCUCUUUCUAUGAACUUGAACUAUUUUUUAAAAUUAUCUGAACAUUUUUGUCUUCAUUGUGCUCCGUAGUAACAGUUUUCAUGUCCAUAUCUAAUAACAUAUAUGCUGGUACUGAUAUAUCUGCGAAAGAACAACAUGAGCAGCAGAUAAAAUCAGCGGGUUCGACUACAAAACCGACUAGAAUUGACAUAUGGUUUAUUAAAGAACAGAAUAGCAGAUACUAAAAAUGUAGCUCUAUAAUUAAACGUUAACGAUAAACUCUUAUAAAGAUGUAGCCAAGUGUGACCAGAGAAAUGCACUAUUGUGAACUAGUCUCUCAGGUAAUUCUCCAUUUCUAAGGACAAAGACAUAAAAGUCUCUGGAUGCAAUAGAAUAAGCCUGCGACCAAUCAGAGCAGUGAAACGUGUUGCGUAGUCCUGUGCGAUGGAAAAAUGGUGACCAGAGGGGCCAGCUGGUGAAUUCAAUUUUUGCCAAUUUCUGUCAGAAUCCGGGCAAGCACAUCUCUCUGAUCAACGGAGGGUCCAUGAAGUUCAAGUUACAGGUCUUUGUUCAGUUUUGGCAUCAAGGUGAACCAAAUCAAUAAUGGAUUUGAACCUAUAUUUAUUUCAAUUCCUUUACAGAUGAAUAGUUUUUACUCAUUUCAGUGUUUUAUCGUUCAUGUUUGAGGCGUUGGUUCAGACUCAGAUUAUUCCUCAAACAUAAAAAAAUGGGUCAUUGUUCUAAUUUUGUAUUUGUUUUAUAUUUUAACUUUGACAUCAAAACUGCCAAGAAGGUUUUGAGAACAAAUUCCAAAAAAUAGACAUCAAGACGUGUACAAAACAACAAAUACAGUAAAGAAACAAAGGUGGUAUAAUUUGAACAAGUUUCAAGAAUCCACAGGAAAAAAAAUGUAUAUUUACUGGACCAACCAAGUGGUGUUGGUUGAACCUGAUUAUUGUUCAUUUGUAGUUUUAUGUUUUAGGUUUAUUUUCAAAUAUUGUUCAUUAUUCAUCUGCUUGUAGCCACCGUGCUAUAAAACAUAUUGUUGCUUGUGUGUAUGUAUUUUCCUCUUGCAUGUAAACGACCUUCUAGAUUAUUUACAUUAGCAUUUGCUGAAAUAUGUUGUCCUUUACAUUUGUUUUAGUGAAUUAAAAUAUCAUGUAGUCCAGGAUUA